Geodia barretti is the source of this 1814-nucleotide messenger RNA. NCBI's taxonomy places the organism in Eukaryota, Metazoa, Porifera, Demospongiae, Tetractinellida, Geodiidae. The record is from the annotation of a GenBank genome assembly.
UGCAACGUUAACGGUUGUUGUUGUUGGGUGCAUCCACAGCUAGAGCAGCGAGUUCCGACGCAUCAGGUGUCAGUGACACGUAUUAGCUACAGCAAGACCGUUUUCAAGCGAAGGCCAUGACAACAGCAGCAGCCAGUCUCCAAAUGGCCACCUAUCCUGGAGGGAAACAGUCCUACUACCACCAGCUACCUUUCACAGUUCCGCCUUCCGCCCUCUCCAGCACCUACAUGUACGGAGGAGGGUGCGGUGGGGGAACAAUGACGUUGACUCACCCUCCCACCAUGGCGGUCAACACGUACUGCUCAGACUCCGCGCUGGGUCUCCACUACAGUGAGAUGAAUGGUGGACACAGCACUGAGGAACUCAUUUCACCAACCAAGCACCACGAGCAGGCACUGGACAGCCAGUUGAACUCCUCCCCUCCUCCUCCCCCACCUCCCACCAUCGAGGAAAACCACCACCACAGACAGCGCAUCAGCUCCGUGGACGAAGCCAGCCUCUCCCCGCUCCCCGCCGCGGCCGCCAGCCCACCCUCCCAGCUCCUCUCCCCGAACUCCACUUCUCAGUUUCCCCCGGCGACGCCCUCUGUCCUCAUCAGCAGUUCCCAGCCUCUCCAGCACAAACCGACGUUCCUCUCCACAAUGACAAGCGGGAUCUCCACUAACGGUUUCCCGAGACUAACGCAGCAUCACUUUCCCCAGAGCACCUUCUCACACAUACCGUCCACUCUGAACAGCUUCACUCCGCCGUACACCAGUUUCAGUCCGGGAGCUCCACAUGCGGCUCUGCCUAAUGUUGUCAUGUAUCCUCAACACCCGGCGCCACUUCCCGACUACUCUUCAGGGACCGCGGCUUUCAACGGAAUUUGGAAUCAAUACUCCAACAACAUUCACACUCAGAAGCUCUCCUACGACUCACCACGGUACAAGCUCACCCCGGAGAGGGCCACGCCGCUGCAGAAGUGGUUCGACGAGCACAGAGACCAUCCGUACCCGACUCGACACGACAAGAUUGUUCUCUGUCAGGAAACCAACCUCACGUUCACCCAGGUGUCCACGUGGUUUGCCAACUGUCGGAGGAGAAUGAAGAAAGCGUCUCAGGAAGACGAAGAGAGACCUAACUGCAGCACCUCAACCCCGCUGCAAAACGGCACCAGUGGAAGAGGAAGCUCAAGCUCCAGUUACCACGAUGAUGACUCGACCAGCGGCGGUGGUCACGCUCCCAGACUCGGCUCGCAGAGUCCCGACGACGACAGCCCGCGCUCCAACAGUCGCCAUGACACUGAGGAGAAGAUCCACAACUACGGAGAAGUUUCCGGACUGCCGGAGAGAUUUUCUCCUACUUUCGACAGAAGCAGACCAAAGCAAGGUGGUACAACAGUCAACCAUCACUGAAAUUACAGAGACACACAAACUGCAAAACUGAAACGCGAACUUAACGCUAAAGAAGUCCUAACGUCGCAACCAACUGCCACCGCAGGGUGUUUUUAUUCCUUAAUUUUUCUUUCUUCCUCAUGUAAAGUAGUCCACAUUCUUUAAUUUUUGUACUUAGAAAAUAAUAAGUCGCUUAAUCAUUCAUAAUAACGAUACUAUAUACAGAUCAACAUCGACCGUGUUCUAUAUCGAUUGUAGAGACCCAGUGAAGUCAAUAGAGGUGCUAUCAUUAUUUUUGUAUCAUCAUCACGUCAUCACUUACACAGAGCUAAAUCCUAUAUACACAUACACAUAAUAUAAAAGAUUUCUAACAACAAUUAAGUUUCGCACGUGAACAAGCAGCUAUAGCUGUGUGAACUAAAACGCUGCCCACAGCCAUAA